Cercocebus atys (sooty mangabey) is the source of this 3580-nucleotide messenger RNA. It is a transcript of the gene RIN1, whose product is annotated as Ras and Rab interactor 1. Gene Ontology annotation, molecular function: small GTPase binding; guanyl-nucleotide exchange factor activity. The record is from RefSeq and is a predicted model, not a curated record. The transcript is spliced from 9 exons. Gene Ontology annotation, cellular component: endocytic vesicle; cytosol. Lineage: Eukaryota; Metazoa; Chordata; Mammalia; Primates; Cercopithecidae. Gene Ontology annotation, biological process: signal transduction; vesicle-mediated transport. The coding region runs from base 859 to 3369 and encodes 836 amino acids.
CUUCUGGGGUGCCUGCAGAUUGCCACUCCUCGCACUGCCCAGCAGAGGCUGGAGCACUGUGCGUGGGGCCACACGGGGGAGGGGGAGGUGGGCGCUGGGCUGCCUGGCACUGGGCAGAGAACAUAUGGCGCCAGCGGAGUGCCUCGGGUGGGGAGGAUGGGUGCGUGUGCUUGAAGCCUGGGUCAUGUCUGCACCUGUCCCAGUUGCCUGGCAGAUUGGCAAGGCAGGCUGGCAGAGCCUGCGUGCGUAGGAGGCAGCCGGCAGCAGCGCCAUGUGCUAACGACCUCACAGCCAGACUCCCCCUGGUUAGUGCUGAGUGUCAGAACCACCCCCAGAACCUCAGUUAAGCAAAUAGGUUGGUUUCCAUGGAGACAUGGCAUAUUUUCUCCAUGGCAACCUAAAAUCCUAAAACCCAUGUUCAGGAAUGAGUCAUCUAUGGACAGUAGAGGGUGCUCUCCCACAAGGCUGACCUGAGGCCAGGGGCAGAUGAGCAACUGACCACAGACCCAGAGGUGCCCCCAGAGUGUGGCUGGGCCCUGCAGGGACUGAGUCGGCCGUUUAACCACUUCCCGCCCACCUGUGCAAUUUGAGGAGCUGGUGAGGCUGCAGGAGGCCCUGUGUGGAGGUGGCACCCCCCAGCUGGGGCCCUCAGAGCAGGGCUAGCACGGAGGGGAUCCCUGACCCCCGAAGCAGGGUCCAGAACAGAGGAGGCAGGCACUGGCCAGGCGGGGUGGACACACAAGAGUUAACAGGCGGGUGUGACAGGCGGACCGCCCUCAGGAAGUGUUACUCACUGGGGAUGUGCGUGCCUUGCCUUGGGGUUGGAUUCUCUUCCUGAAGCUGAAGGAGCUCCCAGCCAUGGAAAGCCCUGGAGAGUCAGGCACGGGCCCUCCGGGAGCCCCCAGCCCAUCCAGCUUCACUCCUGGGCACCUGGAGACAGAAAAGCCAGCCCAAGACCCACUGUAUGACGUGCCCAAUGCCAGCGGCGGGCAGGCAGGCGGGCCACAGCGGCCGGGACGCGUUGUGAGCCUGCGGGAGCGCCUGCUGCUCACCCGGCCUGUGUGGCUGCAGCUGCAAGCCAACGCAGCCGCGGCACUGCACGUGCUGAGGACCGAGCCCCCGGGGACGUUCCUCGUGCGGAAAUCUAACACCCGACAGUGCCAGGCCCUGUGCAUGCGAUUGCCCGAAGCCAGCGGCCCCUCCUUCGUCUCCAGCCACUACAUCCUGGAGAGCCCUGGCGGCGUCUCCUUGGAGGGCUCGGAGCUCAUGUUCCCAGACCUAGUCCAGCUCAUCUGUGCCUACUGCCACACCCGGGACAUCCUUCUCCUCCCGCUGCAGCUCCCCAGAGCCAUCCACCGUGCAGCCACCCACAAAGAGCUGGAGGCCAUCUCCCAUCUGGGCAUUGGUAAGAGCUCCUUGCCACCCAUUGCACAGAUGAAAAAGCUGAGGCUGAGGGGAGGGGAAGGCUCGCAGCACACGGCCUUCGCGAAGCCCAUGCCUUUCCUUGCUUGGGAAACUUCCCCUAACCAAUCCUGGAGGCCCCAGUUGGUUUCUUGUUCCCUAGAGUUCUGGAGCUCCUCCCUCAACAUCAAGGCUCAGCGGGGCCUGGCUGGAGGCCCAGUGUUGCCCCAGCUGAAGGCCCGGUCCCCUCAAGAGCUGGACCAGGGCACCGGAGCCGCCUUGUGCUUCUUCAACCCCCUGUUCCCGGGGGACCUGGGGCCCACCAAGCGGGAGAAAUUCAAGAGAAGCUUCAAAGUGCGCGUGUCCACAGAGACUUCCAGCCCCCUAUCUCCACCUGCCGUGCCGCCUCCCCCCGUCCCUGUGUUGCCAGGGGCAGUCCCCAGCCAGACAGAGCGGCUGCCCCCUUGCCAGUUGCUGCGGAGGGAGAGUUCAGCGGGGUACCGCGUGCCAGCAGGCGGUGACCCUAGCCUUCCGCCUAUGCCCUCCCUCCAGGAGGUGGACUGCGGCUCCCCCAGCAGCUCCGAGGAGGAGGGGGCGCCAGGGUCCCGGGGGAGCCCAGCGACCUCACCCCACCUGGGCCGCCGGCGGCCUCUGCUUCGGUCCAUGAGUGCCGCCUUCUGCUCCCUACUGGCGCCGGAGCGGCAGGUGGGCCGGGCCGCAGCGGCACUGAUGCAGGACCGACACACAGCCGCAGGCCAGCUGGUGCAGGACCUACUGACCCAGGUGCGGGCCGGGCCUGAGCCCCAGGAGCUGCAGGGCAUCCGUCAGGCACUGAGCCGGGCCCGGGCCAUGCUGAGCGUGGAGCUGGGCCCUGAGAAGCUGCUGCCGCCUAAAAGGCUGGAACAUGUCCUGGAGAAGUCAUUGCAUCGCUCUGUGCUCAAGCCUCUCCGGCCCAUCCUGGCAGCCCGCGUGCGGCGCCGGCUUGCCGCAGACGGCUCCCUGGGCCGCCUAGCUGAGGGCCUCCGCCUGGCCCGGGCCCAGGGUCCCGGAGCUUUUGGGUCCCACCUGAGCCUGCCCUCCCCAGUAGAGAUGGAGCAGGUGCGCCAGAAGUUGCUGCAGCUGCUCCGCACCUACUCACCCAGCGCCCAGGUGAAGCGGCUCCUGCAGGCCUGCAAGCUGCUCUACAUGGCCCUGAGGACCCAGGAGGGGGAGGACGCGGGUGCUGACGAGUUCCUGCCUCUGCUGAGCCUCGUCUUGGCCCACUGUGACCUUCCUGAGCUGCUGCUGGAGGCCGAGUACAUGUCAGAGCUGCUGGAGCCCAGCCUGCUCACCGGAGAGGGUGGCUACUACCUGACCAGCCUGUCUGCCAGCCUGGCCCUGCUGAGUGGCCUGGGUCAGGCCCACACCCUCCCACUGAGUCCCUCGCAGGAGCUACGGCGCUCCCUCAGCCUCUGGGAGCAGCGCCGCCUGCCUGCCACCCACUGCUUCCAGCACCUCCUCCGAGUAGCCUAUCAGGAUCCCAGCAGUGGCUGCACCUCCAAGACCCUGGCCGUGCCCCCAGAGGCCUCGAUCGCCACCCUGAACCAGCUCUGUGCCACCAAGUUCCGAGUGACGCAGCCCAACACUUUUGGCCUCUUCCUGUACAAGGACCAGGGCUACCACCGCCUGCCCCCUGGAGCCCUGGCCCACAGGCUGCCCACCACUGGCUACCUUGUCUACCGCCGGGCAGAGUGGCCUGAGACCCAGGAGGCUGCAACAGAGGAGGAGGGCAGAGGGCAGUCUGAGGCAAGGAGCAGAGGGGAGGAGCAAGGGUGCCAGGGACAUGAGGACGCUGGGGUCAAAGCCAGCCCCAGGGACACUCGGGAAGAGUCUGAGACAACUGCUGAAGGGGGCCAGGGUCGAGCCCGUGAAGGCCCUGCUCAGCCAGGGGAGCCAGAGGCAGAGGGAAGCCGGGCAGCAGAGGAGUAGCUUGAAGUGGCCAGAAGGGUCGUUUGGGGCGGGAGACCUUGCGCCUGCUGAGAAGUCCUUUUAGCGCCAGCAGCCCCACCCAGGGCCCUGUCCAGUGUCUGCCACCACCUUUGUCUGAUACUUGUCUCCAGGGAAGCUGAGGGAACUGCCACAUCUGAGGAACUGGAAUAAAGAUGAGGGGGCUCGGGGGACCCCCAGACUGUGUGCCCAA